UCCGAUUAGGUUAUCCUGCUGCCAAACUCGAGGACUGGCGGCUUGGUUUAAGGACUUCUGAAGUCGCAAUACUCUGGCAACACUAUGAAGCCUGAUUGGUCCUUUUUCUCCAAGCUUGAUCACAACGGAGGAUAUCUGCAUAAGUUCCCAGCAGACUCUCUGAUAUCUCAUGAUACCGGGUUGAGAUUAAUAGCACAGGUCGGAACACUAGUCGAGAGUUCCUUUCAGAAUCCCAGACAUAUAUGUUCUGCAGGAAGUGGUGCAGUUCAGGAGGUGUUCGGCUGCUUCAACAAAGUUGCGGGGGCUUUCUAUUUCUGCCUUUCUAGAGCAUCAAAUCCCAAGAUCUUACAUAGGCUGUCUGCUGUUGCAGGCUCUGGUUCAAGAGCCUGUCGGUCACAAAUAAAACAAGCGACCUCUUGCCUGCAGCAUUUGGCUGGAUUGCAGUUUGGUUCUCGAGUAAGAGAAGAGCGUGCUAUACAGAUGAUCUUAGCCAGGCUUGCAAAUGUGACAUUUGGGCAACUCUGGAAUGACGUGGAGGAGCAACAGGCCUGUAACAUUCUUAUGCUAGCUGCUGCUUCUGUGAUACCACCAUUUGAAAACAUAUCACCAAAGAUGCUCAUGGAUUCAAUUACUUUGGGCAAAGAUGGUACACAGAUCAGAGAACAUAUGGACCAGUCAUAUUUGGAAGAAAGGCGUCCAGGUUGUGCUCGUGUUGCUGUGCCAAGAACAAUCUUUCCAGAAGAUGUGACAGAACCAACAACAGGAAUCAAGUUCCCUACCCUUCUUGAGGACAAUUCAAACCCAACUGCAGAGGUACUUGUUGGGAUGGGUAUUAGGAGCAUGCGGAUAAUGCGGGUAAAAAAUCUGAAUGUCUAUGCCUUUGGAUUAUAUAUACAACCAGAUUCUGUUUGCAACAAGCUGGGUUCGAAGUAUGCUUCUGUUCCAGCUGCGGAGCUGAAGGAUCACCCAGAUUUCUAUGAAGAUCUUCUAAGGGAAAACAUUCAUAUGACAGUUAGGCUGGUAGUUAGCUACAAUGGCCUUAGCAUUGGAACGGUGCGAAAUGCAUUCGAGAAGUCUCUGUGCUUCAGACUGCAAAAGAUGAAUCCUAACACCGAUUACGAUUGCCUGAAGACGUUUGGCUCUUAUUUCAGUGAAGACAUCCGGAUACCUGCAGGUACGAAGAUCGACUUCCGUCAAACAUCUGGAGGCCAGCUUAUAACUGAAAUUGAUGGCAAACAAAUUGGUGCUAUCCAGAGCAAAGACCUUUGCAGGGCUUUUUUCGAUAUGUACAUUGGUGACCCCCCUGUUUCAGUGGAGACCAAACAAGACAUUGCAAAAAAUGUGGGUGGACUCAUUAGAAGAUGCUAGAGCAAGAAUAAUUUAAGGCAGAGUCUUGGAAUUGUUUCGUUCUUCUUCACAAUAGUAAGGGCCAUAUACAUACAGAUAGGAAAUAGGAGAGGAUCAAUGUUGCAUGUAUAGUAAUAUAUCUGUAACUUGUUAGAAAUGCAAAAUUCGCAACUUAGGGUUGCUUAGCCUCUUUCUCCAAAGCAAAUGCAUCCAUGCUUUUCAUA
Molecule: messenger RNA, 1571 nt
Organism: Lolium rigidum
Lineage: Eukaryota; Viridiplantae; Streptophyta; Magnoliopsida; Poales; Poaceae
Product: fatty-acid-binding protein 2-like
Exons: 10
Coding region: 85-1368 (427 amino acids)
Cellular component (GO): chloroplast stroma
Molecular function (GO): intramolecular lyase activity; fatty acid binding
Source: RefSeq, a predicted model, not a curated record